GCUAGCCCUUUGCAAUUCUAAGCUACCGUGGAUGGGGUGUUUCCUAUAGAGCACAGGCUCGAGGUGAUGUAUGAAUGGACAAGGAGAUAAAACAAUAGCUAUAACAUGAGUAUCAAUAACCCUCCUCAAAAAACAUGAGUAUCAAUAACUACAAUGGCCAAACAGUCCAUAGAACCUGAAAUGGACUACAAUGGAACCUACAAUGGCCAACAUUAUUCAGUUAAAGCAGCAAGACUACAAAGAAGAGAACAAUAAAUAUUUCCCAUGUAGUUUAUGAACAUUGUCUUCCCAAGGUUGAGCGGUCGACUCCAGGAGAGUGGGGGGAAACUGCGCAUACCACAUAACUGCCAGAAUGGAACCUGAAAUUCAUCGACCGGACACGUAUUUCUGUUGCUCUCCAGACAAAGGCUCACAGAAACUACAAAUGUGGUUAUUUUUGGCACUUAUCUGAAAGCACAUUACAAUAAUGCUUAAAAAAAUUGGUUAUUACCAAGGCGUGCUGAGUACAAGAAAACAUGAAGUAUUAUAGCCUUUUGCAAUGCCAAGCUGACGUGGAUGGGGCGUUUCCGAUGGAGCACAGGCUCAAGGCGAUGUAGGAAUGGACAAGGAGAUGAAACAACAGCUAUAACAACAAGAAACAACAAGAAACAACAAGAAACAAGCCCGCCACUAGUUGGCUUCUGCUUCUGCUAAUAACAAUCUAGCAGUAAAAUAUAUGAUAGUAAACGAAUAGUCUUGGACGUUCUUGGUCCUGAUCAUUGUUAUAUUCUAGCCUUGGGAAAGUUCCACGCAAUUUUCUGAACUGGGAUUAAGUUAAAAUAUCCGUAUCUGGACCACAACUCGAUGUCUCAAGCCCAAUUGGAGCACACCGUCCAAAUUUUGUAGGUUUUCAGAUCUAGUACAUACAAAAAUGAAGUGGUAUAGAAGUUUAAGCCCUCCAAGAAUUAAUAACUUAACAUAUGUGCACAGGCCAGAUGCUGAAUAGGUUAACACAUAGCCGAGUCACAUGGGAAGUUGGGAACAAGAACAAUGAUCACAAUGAAAUUAAAAACAGAGAUACUAAUGCAUUGCUUAACAAUAUACAAUCCAGAGGGUUACAAAUCAUGAUAUAGCACGGACACCGAAAAGAUCAAAUUUUACUAACUAACUAGGGAUCGACUGGACUGGGUAGAACUAUUACCAAACAGAGGCUAAAUACAGUUACCCGAAACAAGGUGCUGAAAUGAGACUCACGAUUCUUUCUAAAAGUAAGUGCAAAAGGUUCCAGUUUCAGUCUUAGUGUUGUCCAACAAACAAAAAGUCAUUAUACGAUGAUAAUAUUAGUCUUUUACUUAGAAACACCUUCAGGUAAAUUAUGUUACACAAACUGACAAAGGAAAAUGGCAAAAACAAAGUUGAAGAGACGUUUACUAACGUUUCACUAGAAUAUGGGCUAACAAAACAAGACGAUGCAACUCGGGGAAGUUUCUAAGGAAAGCAUUAGUUUUAUACUCACGAUUCUCUCUUGGCUGCAUUCAGAUGCCAACUCUCUUCAAAUCAACAUUCGUUUUCCUUUAUGCGGCCACUUGAAACCAGUAUUUGACAACUCCUUCGAGUUGCAGCAUCUGAGCUGCAAUGGCUGCUUCAGCAGUAGGAGGAUGGGUAGCCUCAGCUUUCAUCGCCAAGCUAGUUGAGAAAGCGUGCUCCUAUGCUGGAGACCAGUAUGAAUACCAACGGAAAGAUACAAAGGAGAAACUGAGAAUCCUAGAGAGGAAUCUAUCAUCGAUCCAAACAGUGAUACAUGUAGCUGAGAGAGUGCAGGCAAAGAACACAGCCAUGGGAAGUUGGCUAGGGAGAAUCAAAGAUGCUGCCUGUCAAGCUGAGGAUGUUCUCGAUUUGUUUGACUAUCGCGUUCAACAAGCACAAGUUGAAGACAAUGGCAUGAUUAACAAAGUUGCUUCAGCUGCAGCUGGCUCAUCUUCUUCACCCGCAAGCACCAUCACCACUGCCUCUACCACCACUAGCAGUAGCAGCAGCUCAACAGUAAAUCAGUCGGUUCGUCUUCUCAAACGCUUCCUUUUAUCUGAUGAAGAUAUAGAUGAGUUAAUAUCUGUAGUCGAUAAGUUUGUUGAGAUUGAUAGUGAGUUGCAAAGAUUUCUGGAGUUUGUGAACAUAGAGGACAGCAAACCAGAACAAGUAGUUCAGUGGCGCACAACAACCUCUAUGCCAGGCUCAGGGAAUUUCUUCGGUCGGGUUAAUGAAGAAAACCAUCUGAAGAAAUUACUUGUUCAGAUCAAUGAACAAUCCAGCCAGCCAUAUGAUGUUAUAUCAGUUGUUGGUAUUGGUGGUGUUGGUAAGACUGCUUUAGUACAGAGAUUGUAUAACCACCGUUAUGUCAAACAUCACUUUGAUCUCACAGUAUGGCUCCAUGUCUCAGAUAAAUUUGAUGUUGGGCGUCUAACAAAAGAGAUGGCACAGUCAAAUCUCAGCAUAUUUGCUGACUUGAACAGCAUCAGUAGUUUAGAUCAAGCUCAGAGCAUACUUCGGGAUACGCUGAAUGGGAAAAGGGCUUUGAUAGUCCUUGAUGAUGUAUGGAACGUAUUGAGGAGCCAAUUGGAGAACCUGUUCAAACCCCUGCAGUUUGUUAGUAAUGGCAGCAAAGUAAUAGUUACGACUCGAAGCAAAAAUGUUGCGAAUAUGAAUGCACCAACAGAGAUCAUGCACUUACAUGGCUUAGAAGAUGAAGAUUACUGGGGUUUCUUUUCACAAUGUGCAUUCGGUGAUGCAAAUCCUUCAGAUUUUUCGCAACUGAAAAAAAUUGGCCGAGAAGUGGUGAGCAAGUUGGCAGGAUCACCUUUAGCAGCAAAGACAAUUGGGGGUUCAUUGAAAGCAGAGCUAGAAGAAAAACAUUGGAGUGCUAUCUGUGGAAGGAAAUUGUGGCAAAUAGAGCAAAAGGAGGAUGAUAUCAUAUCAGUAUUGCGACUGAGUUAUGAGCAUCUUCCUGACCAUUUGAAGCAAUGCUUUGUUUACUUUGCAUUGUUUCCUAAGAAAUGCCACCUUCGAGGAGAUGAGCUAAUACAGAUGUGGAGAGCUCAUGGUUUCCUUAACACACAAGCACCAGAUGAAAUUGCAUAUCGUUAUAUCAACGACCUGUUGCAGCUUUCAUUCAUUGAGAAGGUACCCAACCAAGAGGACCAUUAUGUAGUUCACGACUUGCUGCAUGAUGUUGCAGAGUCGGUCUCCAAUGGAGAACACUUCAGAAUAGAAGAUGACUUCAAUGUAUGUAUUCCAAGAAAUGUUCGCCACUUAUAUGUCAAUGCAAGCAAUAUCUUGUGCAUGAGUUCGGAAGAAUUGAAAGAAUCAAAAAAGAAUCUGAGAAGCUUAAUAAUAAGCAACGCACAAGAAGGUUUUCCCUGCAAAAGGAUCGCCUCGUCAAACUUCAACCAUAUUCUUGAUCAGACACUCCAAGAUCUAAGAAGCUUAAGGGUCCUCGUAUUGCACAAUCCUGAUGGUAUUCUCCCAGACAAAAUCGAUCAUUUGAAACAUCUUAGGUAUCUAAAUAUUCAUGAAAGUAUGAGCUUUACCAGUGUCCCCAAGUCAUUAUUCAAGCUCUACCAUUUACAUGGAUUGAGUCUGCAAACUCAUCAAGACUGGAUCAUGGAAAAGGCACUCCAAGAGGGCUUAACUAGGUUGACCCAGUUAAGAUACUUGAAGGCUCCGAAUAAAAUAAUUUCAGGCAUAGAAUCAAUUGGCAGGUUAAGAUCCCUCCCGGAAUUAGAGGAGUACAAUGUGGACAGUAACAUGAAGCGCAACAUAUGCCAACUGGGAGAGUUGAAUGAACUUCGAGGGAAGCUAACCAUAACAAAUCUUCAGAAUGUAAGAUGCAGGGAAGAAGCACAUGAGGCAAAAUUAUUUGAUAAGAAGAACCUGAACAAGCUAACACUCCGCUGGAAUCAUCUCAAACAAAGCAUCACCAACAGUGACCAUGAUGGAGUGUUUGAAGGAUUACGACCAAACCGCAACUUGAGAGAACUUUGUGUCAUACGUUACAUGGGAAUCAAGUCUCCUGUUUGGCUAUCCUCUGAAUUCUUAUCCAACAUUCACUACAUUGAACUGCUCUCCUGCCAUCACUGGGAGACCCUUCCACCUUUGGGGAGCUUACCCUUCCUGAGGAUUUUAAAGAUAAUGCAUCUGAAGAAACUGGAAAAUAUUGAUUCUGGAUUCUAUGGCGGUGCUGCAGAGGCAUUCCCAUCACUAGAAGAGCUUCUAUUUGAAGGCAUGACUCAGUGGAAAGGAUGGUCAGGCGUUGAGAACAACCAGCAUGCAUUUUCUCGCUUGCGUGACAUCCGUAUCAAGAAAUGCAAUGAGUUAGUGGGACCUUUGCCGCUCCCACCAUCAUUCAACGCAAUCAAAAUUUCAGUAUGUGACUCAACCUCUGAGAAGCUAAACAGUCGUGAACCUGAAGAUAGAGCUGAUGGCAACAUGUCCCUCGGUGUUCAGCUCUCCCUGGACCGCUUGGGAUUUCUCUUUAGCUAUCUGCAAACAAGCAGCCUAGCCACCGUUCAUAUGCUGGAUAUCUCAUCCGACUACUUGGAAGCUUUUAACACUGAUCAGGAGGAAUGGCUGCAACAACUCACCUCAGUGAAGGAAAUUCGCUUGACUGGCUGCCUAAAAUUGACAUCACUGCCAUCCAACAUGAUUCAUCUCACAUCCCUCGAGUCUCUGUGCAUGGAGGAAUGUCCAAAACUUGAGUCGCUUCCGCAGAUAGGCUUACCUCUUUCCCUGAAGAAACUCAGUGUCAUAAGAUGCAGCAAAACAUUUAGUCAGCUCUGCUCUGAGAUCAACUUAAGCAGCACCAACACGAUACAGCAGGUUAUCGUGAGGGAACCCAUUGUUGGCAAUGCAAUAAAAAGAAGAAGGACAUCAUCACAAUAGAAAAACUGUAAGCAUGCCGAACAUGUUCUCUUUCUUUUUCAUCAAUAUGAAUUGAAGAAACAUAUAAUUCAACCUUAUCCAAUCAAUUAACAAGAUAAAUGGAAAUAAAAAAUAAUUAACUAUGUGGCUUGCUAUUCUAGAAGGUCAACGUCAAACAAGAUAUUCAUGCUUUUUUCAAUGCUUCGGUUUCUUUGCAGCUCGGAAGUGCAGAAGGUUCCUCUUCUAGAGGAUAAAUGGCUGAACAAGUGCCCGGUUCAGCAGCCUGCUCCAACUCUCUUAUCCAUUGUGAUGACUGAAUCAAGAACAGGCGCAUUGUUCAGGAGGCUCACCCUAAUUUGCGGCUCUACUGGACAUAAUCAGAACUGUAGUGGCUGUUAUAAAUCAGUAAUUUGCGGCUCUAUUGUUCUGGAGGAUGAUUUGAGGGGUGCAGUAGAUCGUUGUUCCAGGAAGAUAUAGCUAUUUUGCUUGGGUCUUACUUAGGCAGAAGGUUAAUAAUCAGGCUUCUUGUUAUUUUGUUAAUAACUUAAUAUGCUGUUCUUGCUCACAGCGCCUAAAGACUUUUUUGUGAUUCUUUGCUCCUACUAAACAAAAUUAGACGCUUGGGCUUAUGCAUAUUAUGGUAAAAAAAAACAAGUAGAAUUUUGCAAUCCCACAUGAACAUUAGUUAAGUAACACUCCAAUUUACAAUACCUUACUAUUCUAAGCAUUAUUUUGUAUACGAGAAAUAAAGAUAUGAUAGGCGAAUGGCAUCCUUAUCUUAUUUUCAGAAAUCAAAUUAGAUGGUCAAAAAAGAAACUCGGCAUGCUACCUGUAUAAUUACAUCCCCACGCACUCAUCUAAUGGGGAACCACUCCCAGUAUUGACCAUAAUCUGAUGAUUUGACAUGGCACAUUCAUUCGCCCCACCCAGAGCGAAUGACACAACAAGUGUCUUGGCAUAUUUCAGAACAGUGUUGAAGCAAUCAUUCAAAUAAUCUGUAGUUGGGCAUGGCUACAAGCCUAUGACAAGCUGCUGCACUGUCACAAUAAUUCAGAGAUUACCGUAGACUCUGUUUACCAUUAUUAUCUCACGCAAAACUGAGCUAGGGUUCUACAAUUUUGUCCAGCUGAGCAACAAACUGUGGUGGCAGUAAGCACUACUCGUCCCAUCACAGAAGACAAAUUAUGUGUGGGCUCCAAAUCUUGAGUCCACAGACUGCACUGUCACUGUAUCGCAGCCCCUGAAUCCAGAUCCGAAUCAAUUCCCCAGGCACUAUUAUAAUUUGGAAAGCGCGGGCGCAGUUAAAAAGGAAGGAUUCAGCUCGCCCGGGAACCAGAACGGGGGCAGAAAACAUGAGCUCAGUUAGUCGUAGGGAACCAUGGUUGCACUCAAGCGAGGAUAAAUCGGUGGCAACCAACAGCAUUUCAUCACUGGAUUACAGGACGAGGAGACCUGAGACCGACGAUGUAGACGGGAC
Molecule: messenger RNA, 6370 nt
Organism: Hordeum vulgare subsp. vulgare (domesticated barley)
Lineage: Eukaryota; Viridiplantae; Streptophyta; Magnoliopsida; Poales; Poaceae
Product: putative disease resistance protein RGA1
Exons: 1
Coding region: 1615-4914 (1099 amino acids)
Biological process (GO): defense response to other organism
Molecular function (GO): ADP binding
Source: RefSeq, a predicted model, not a curated record